GGCCUUUUAACCCCCAAGAUUCACCAUAGAUUGGAAGCAUAAUGGCACAAGACGCCGCGGGUAGAAUUUCAAAACAAAGUCCUCAUCCGUAUCUGGCGGGAAACUUUGCUCCCGUAUACACCACACAUCCAUUGACACCAUGUACUUACACGGGAGAGAUACCAGCAUCUCUUGCUGGCGGACAAUACAUCCGGAAUGGAUCGAAUCCCCUGCUCAAUGAUGAGCAGGAUCGUAUGUACCAUUGGUUCGAUGGCGAUGGGAUGCUCGCGGGAGUCUUAUUCCGCAAAGUCGAAGGCGGAAUACAACCGCAGUUCGUCAACAGCUGGGUUGAGACUGACAUCUUGAAAGCGAACCGGAAACUUGGCGCUUCUGGUUCCAAAAUGUUGGGGUGGCCUUGGAGAAUUACGAGGCCGAUACCUCCAAGUAUUUCCACACUUGUUGAUCCCACUGCAGGGCCGUCAGCUGUUGGCAAGGAGAUUCUGAGAACGGUAUUGAUUCGGUUCGUCUCCCAUCUCCCCUGGUCAAAGGCCAAGAUACGAAGGAUCAGCGUCGCCAAUACCGCCAUGCUAUAUCACGAUGGACGAGCUUUGGCGACUUGCGAAGCUGGACCGCCAAUAAGGGUUGGUCUUCCCGGACUUGAGACAAUCGGGUGGUUCAAUGGUGCCUUCGCGGAAGGAGAAGAGAGUAGGAAACAUGACAAUGGUUUGCCACAAUUCGCUGGCAGCUUGCAGAUAACGACGGCGCAUCCGAAAGUGGAUGAAGAAACCGGGGAGAUGAUCCUCUUCCACAACAUUUCCAACGCCCCAUACGUUCGGUACUCUGUCUUGCCGUCAUUAGAGACACUGACAGCAAAUCCUCGACGCAUCACCGAAGCUCCCGUUCUCGGGAUGUCCACCUCCAGAUUGAUGCACGACUUCGGUGUGUCCAAGAGGCAUACUGUGAUUCUCAACAUCCCUUUGUCGGUAACGCCUUCAAACCUUGCGCGAGGCAAACCGAUGGUUCAGUACAACCCGAGAGAACCCUCUCGUUUCGGUGUGCUUCCGAGGCACGAUCCAGACAAAAUCGUUUGGUUUGAAGAUGACCCUUGCAUCAUAACACAUACAGCCAGCACAUGGGACGAAUAUGAUGCGGAUGGGAACUCGACUGCAGUCUGCAUGCUAUUAUGUCGAUUGAUCGCCCCAGACAUUAUCUACCAAGCAGGGAAUCUUGAGCCACCUCCAAUCCUGUCGACCCAUGAACAUUGGCGGCCUCCGGGCACUGGACACGGCGACGGAAGUGAGACAUCCGACGGGUCAUCUUCAAGAACGGAAGAGAGUCAUAUUUGUCGCCUUCAUUACUAUAGAUUCCCGCUGAACUCAGGCAACUCACCACGCCGGCCAUCGCAUUCAUUCCCCCUCUCGGCGGUUGAUAUGGAAUUUCCCACUGUUGCCCCAGGUAAAAGCAUGCAGAAUGCUCGCUUCGUCUAUGGCUGCAGUUCCAGGUCGACGCAGGUGAACUCGGCGGAUGGAUCACUCGUGAAGAUCGACAUCAUUACGAAGAUGCACGCUGGGGAGCUUGUUCGACGAGGUCGAGAAUCAUCACCAAGAACUCGUCGCCCUGUGGACACUCGUUUAGUAGGCGACGUCUCUUUGACUGACGGCAAUGACAAUUCCCAUGUACAGCUUUUCGCCCUUCCGCCGGGGAUUUACGCAGGAGAACCCCGCUUUGUACCCGAUGGCGGCGCCAAUGAGGACAGGGGCCACCUGCUAUUCUUCACAUUUGAUGAGGAACAGCUACUUCCAACAGGAGAUGCUCCGAGAGGUGCAGCCAGUGAGUUGUGGAUCCUCGACGCAACAGAAAUGAAGGACGUUGUCGCAAAGAUUCAGCUAGUACAGCGAGUUCCGUAUGGUUUGCAUGGUGAAUGGUUCACUGAGGAGCAAAUCCGUGGGCAGCGGAGCCGGGCAUCAAAGCACAUCUAG
Messenger RNA from Eremomyces bilateralis CBS 781.70, 1958 nucleotides. RefSeq names its product retinal pigment epithelial membrane protein. The record is from RefSeq and is a predicted model, not a curated record. NCBI's taxonomy places the organism in Eukaryota, Fungi, Ascomycota, Dothideomycetes, Eremomycetales, Eremomycetaceae. Gene Ontology annotation, biological process: carotene catabolic process. Gene Ontology annotation, molecular function: carotenoid dioxygenase activity. Bases 42 to 1958 code for a protein of 638 amino acids. The transcript is spliced from 2 exons.